Messenger RNA from Trypanosoma rangeli, 3126 nucleotides. Its product is annotated as putative kinesin. The record is from RefSeq and is a predicted model, not a curated record. Bases 1 to 3126 code for a protein of 1041 amino acids. Gene Ontology annotation, molecular function: microtubule binding; microtubule motor activity; ATP binding. Gene Ontology annotation, biological process: microtubule-based movement. NCBI's taxonomy places the organism in Eukaryota, Euglenozoa, Kinetoplastea, Trypanosomatida, Trypanosomatidae. The transcript has a single exon.
AUGGCCUACCGAGACCCGCACCGCGUUGAAAUGUCACCGACGCGGGGGUCGCCGCUGCGUGGCGGUAGAGCCUCGCGACCGGCGCCAAACCCCGGCGACACCCUUUUCAGCAGCACCAGCACUGGGGCCAGACACGACCCCGACGACGACUACUUGUCCCCUACCUCCACCUCUGCCCUCUCUCCAGUCCACCGCAACGCCCUCACAAACUUCAGUGGCACUGGCUGUGACGAGGGUAGUGAGUCAAACUUCAAGGUGGUGAUUCGUGUGCGUCCACCGGUGCAACGGGAAUUAAACGGCUAUCGCCCCUACGUCGACGUGGUGGGUAUCGCAAAUGACCGUCGCUCCAUCACGCUCUGUGAGACACUUGACACGGAGGAUGGCCGUGGCGGGGUGUACUCCCGGCAGACUUUUACGUUUGAUUACGUCUACGGCAAACAGACCCUGCAGUGUGAGGUGUACGAACGCAGUGCCCAGCCAGCGGUUUUUUCAGUGAUGCAGGGGUACAAUGCUACACUCAUGGCGUACGGCCAGACGGGUACCGGCAAGACGUACACCAUGGAAGGAUUCACAAGUGAAGAGCAGCGAGGGAUUAUUCCUCGAGCCAUUGAGGAGCUGUUCACCUCCAUUAACGCGAGCCGCCGUGAGAAUAUGCGCUUUUUGGUUCGUGCCUCGUACAUGCAGAUAUAUAACGAGGUGAUUUCAGACCUGCUGAAGCCGACUGCGGGGCGGGCCCUCACUGUGCGUCAUACACCGCAGCGUGGCGUGUACGUAGAGGGCCUCUCGGAGUGGAUUGUCCGCUCCCCGCAUGACGUGUAUGGCCUCAUUGAACGCGGCACCUCGCUGCGUGCGACUAGCGCUACAAGGAUGAGUGAGCUGUCCUCGCGCUCCCACGCCAUGUUCACCAUCAUUGUGGAGGUGAUGGAGGGAGAUGAGACGAACCCCACCUCGUACCGGUUUGGCAAACUUAACAUUGUCGAUCUGGCCGGAAGCGAGAAGCUGCGGCAGGCGUCUGUCACGGGUCAGCGGCUGGAGGAAACGAAGAAAAUUAACAAAUCUCUGCAUGAGCUCGGCAACGUCAUCGCGGCUCUCGCAAGCAAAAGCGGCGGUCGUCAGCGACACGUGCCGUUUCGAAAUUCUGUCUUGACAAGCGCUCUGCGGGACUCCCUCGGCGGCAACUGCAAGACGACGCUUAUCGCCUGCAUCUCCCCCGCGCUGGAGUCGUACACAGAGUCUCUCUCCACGCUUGCAUUCGCCAACCGUGCUAAGAACAUCAAGAACACCGCCUUCAUCAACGAGGAUCUGGACCAGGCGACGCUGCUGCGCAAGUACGAGCAGGAGCUGAAGAUGCUCCGACACCAGCUCCAGGAGCGUGACACCACAUCUCAGCAGCUUGGCGGAGGCGUUGAUCCAGGCAUACUCUCCGAGCUGCGACAAGGCAUGCGUCGCGCGGAAGAGGAUUGUGAGGCCGCGCUGGAGGCGUUGCAGGAGUCCUCACGUGCCCACCAGCAGGAGCUGACGGUGCGGAAGCGCUUCGAGGAGCGCAUUCAAGAAUUAGAGGGGAUGCUACAAAACGGUGGCUUUAAGGGCGUUCCCCGCACAUCAGACGAGUACGCCCUACGCCUCGAUGAACUCGACCGUGAGCGGCAAGUCAUGGAAGAGGAAAAGGCGCAGGUGGAUAGAUACAAGCAGCUGCUGCUGAAGCAGCGCGAUAUAAUGUUGAACCUUACGACACGGCUGAAUGAGCGAGAUGAGAUGAUCCUGCAAUUGCAGGAGGAGGUGGACGCGUACGAUGCACACAUCCAAACGCUGGAGGAGACGUUGGAGGUGCAGCAGCAACAACUGAAAGAGAAUCUCAAUAGUAAUUUUGCCACACCUUUUUCAAGGGCGCGCGCAGAGGAAUAUUUGCAGCGGACACGUGUUCAGGCAGGCGCCGACGGUGGUGAAGUGCGGUACCGGUCUGAUGCCAACGCAUCUGUCUUGCUUACAGCCGAGGCGAAGAUGCUGGAGUUGCUGCUUGCAAUUCCCCACGCACCAUCGAUGGCAUCACCACCAUCACCACUACUACCGCAGCAGCAGCAGCAGCAGCAGACGACGACGCUGCCGGUGGACAGUGCAGUGCAGCGUCAGCUGGUGGAACUUGUCCGGGAACGCGCAGAGAAGAUGGUGCGGGAGCAGCUGGACAGCCACAUCUGGCAGCAGUGCCAGGAACUCGACUCACUCAGGAGCCGUCUGCUGGAAAGCGAACAAAAAAACAACACCAUCGAGAAGUUACUGAGCGGCUUCAAGGCGCAGCAUCCCGCCGUUCAAGACGUCGUUGCUCGGACGCGGCGUCAUAUUGAUGAGCAGCAAGGGAUUGUGCGCAAGACGUACGAGGGCUGCACACAGGCGUUGCAUCAGCAACUCGCACAGGAGCGUGAACAACGCAUGCGGCUAAUGAAUAAGGUGGAUACGUUGACUGUGCAGUCGCGGAAGGCGCUGGAGUGCUGCACCAAUGCGGCCCAGCGGGUGGAGAUCAACAACUUGUGCGUGGCCCUGCAACAAUUAGAGGAGCAUCUUUGCUCCGAAAUGAAACAUGUUGUUGAGACGGCAGUCGCUGCACGUGUUUCGGCAACCCAUCACAGUAUUAGCGUGACUAGUAAUAGCAGCAGUGGUAAUGGUAGGGGUAACCACAGUAACAACACUACUCAUACCGCAGAGGAUGCAGCUAUUGCUUCAUCCUCCACGUUAAAGGCGGCACCUCCGGUUGUCGCGAGAGCCCCAUAUGAGUUAGAGGGACAGCGGAAGGCGCUGCAGAGCAGCCAUGCCAAAAAGGAGGAGGAAUGGCGACGUGUGGUGCAGGAAAAAGAUGUCAUCGUUCGUCAGUUGGAAGAGCAGCUGCGUAGCUCCCAUGUUGGUGUCAGUGAGGAGAUAGAAACCCUCACCAAGUCGCUCAAUACUCACAAAAAGGAUCGUCGUGCGCUGCAGACUAUUAUGGAGCAACGUGUGAAGGUGAAGGUUGACGCCAUAUGUGAAUUGGUCGCCGCGGGGUCGCAACUGUCGCCGCAGGAGCAGAGUCGUCUCUGCAGCGAGGCGCAGGCUCUGCAAAAUUUGGUGAACGCGUCCAUCAAGGCGAUGGAGUCAUGA